Messenger RNA from Aphanomyces invadans, 1223 nucleotides. RefSeq lists its product as hypothetical. Gene Ontology annotation, cellular component: Golgi apparatus. Bases 25 to 846 code for a protein of 273 amino acids. Gene Ontology annotation, biological process: manganese ion transmembrane transport; Golgi calcium ion transport; calcium ion transmembrane transport. The transcript has 5 exons. NCBI's taxonomy places the organism in Eukaryota, Oomycota, Saprolegniomycetes, Saprolegniales, Verrucalvaceae. Gene Ontology annotation, molecular function: manganese ion transmembrane transporter activity; calcium ion transmembrane transporter activity. The record is from RefSeq and is a predicted model, not a curated record.
UUCGGCGACACGAAUUGGACCAACAUGCGCGGAAUCCAACACGUUGUCGUCCUGGUUGCACUAGCCGCCGCAUAUGCUGCAGCCCAGGCAAUCGCCCAAAACGAUGCCUUCGCUCUUGCCGAUGAGGAUCACGAUGGUGUCUUGCAGCGUCGAGAGUUUGUGAAGUGGUCGAACAAAAUCCGUGAUGCAAUCAGCCCCCUCCUAGCCUCGGAUGACAGCGCUGUUGCUCCACCUUUCGUCACGAACGAGCGUGUCAAGUAUGAUCCCACCGAUGAUGUCAACUCCGGUGCGAAGCGUGUAAAGAGCUCAGUGAACAAGUUCUGGUCUGGCUUUAUCAGCGGCAUUGUCACGAUUUGGGCCACAGAAGUCGGGGACAAGACGUUUUUCAUCGCAGCCAUUUUGUCCAUGAAGCACGAUCGUAUUGUUGUAUUUGCCGGCGCUAUCAGUGCGCUCAUUGUGAUGACAGUGCUAUCCGUGGUGCUCGGUGGAGUCGCUGCUCUCUUGCUGCCGCCAUGGAUGACGCACUAUGCUGGCGCAUGUCUGUUUGUGCUGUUCGGCGUGAAAAUGCUAUACGACUCCAGAGAAAUGAACGCCAACGGUCCGUCCGACGAGCUGACCGAAGUCGAGGAAGAGCUCGAGGGAAAGAAGACUGCCGAGGAUGCUGGUGAUGCCGAAAAGGGAAUUGCCCAGCCUGCCGCUGCCCUCGCUGUUCCGACGACCGCUUUUCAAGUGUUCUCGCAAGGGUUCUUGCUCACGUUUCUUGCGGAAUGGGGCGACCGAUCCCAGAUCGCAACGAUCACAUUAUCUGCGUCCAAUGAUGCGUUUGGAGGUAUGGACACAGUGUGACGAGGUCAUUUGAUUAUCUUCUCGCAGUGACUUUGGGAGCCAUCCUUGGCCAUUCCAUGUGCACGGGGCUGGCAGUGGUCGGCGGCAAGUUUUUGGCCUCGCGGAUCUCGGAAAAGACUGUUACGGUCGUUGGUGGAGUCAUGUUUUUGAUCUUUGCCGUCCAUGCCAUGGCCUUCCCCCCGCAAGAAUAGCCCUCGACAGCACUUGAGCGUCUAGUCGACUACAAUUAACACCGCGACGCUCGUGCGUCUGUACCCGUUGGGGCAUCGUUACCAAAUUGCAUCGCCGUGAUGGUCGUCGUGUGGUCUUGUGGGCCGAAACGAGCAUUUCGAAGGAUAUAAUGCUGUUUAGUAAUACUAAACGGCCAGUCUUCCUAG